CCCCCGCUCACACACGCGCGCACGCUGCCUCUCAUUCCCUCUUCUCCCGUAGCCGCGCCGAUAGCCGCCGAAUGAGGGAGAAAAGUUGAGGGAUUAAACCAAUAUGAAGCAUCAUUGCUCGUAGCGGUGCCCUACACAGAGCAGAGCAGAAUCCAGCGAGCAUCCCCGCAGGAAUGGAGUCGGUAAAACAAAGGAUUUUGACCCCUGGCAAGGAGGGAUUGAAGAAUUUUGCUGGUAAAUCGCUUGGUCAACUCUACAGAGUCCUAGAGAAGAGGCAGAAGCCCGGGGACACCAUCGAGCUGACGGAAGAUGGGAAGCCCAUGGAAGUGCACGAAAAGAAAGCCCCGCUGUGCGACUGUACCUGCUUCGGGCUGCCCCGGAGGUACAUCAUUGCCAUCAUGAGUGGACUGGGUUUCUGCAUUUCCUUCGGAAUCCGAUGUAACUUGGGAGUGGCCAUCGUGGAUAUGGUCAAUAACAGCACCAUACACCGAGGAGGAAAAAUUAUUAAAGAGAAAGCGAAGUUUAAUUGGGAUCCCGAAACAGUUGGCAUGAUCCACGGCUCCUUUUUCUGGGGAUACAUAAUCACCCAGAUCCCCGGCGGGUACAUCUCAUCCCGGCUGGCAGCGAACAGGUUCUUUGAAGUACCAGUCACUACAAGAGGGGGACUGGAGGAGCUGGUGGCUGUGACUGAUCAGCACCAGCUAACUUGUGGCACCCCCAUUCCCCAGGGGGUCACCUACCCAGCCUGCCACGGCAUUUGGAGCAAGUGGGCCCCCCCAUUAGAAAGAAGUAGGUUAGCAACCACCUCCUUUUGUGGUUCCUAUGCAGGAGCUGUCAUUGCAAUGCCUUUAGCUGGGAUUCUGGUGCAAUACACGGGGUGGUCUUCUGUGUUCUAUGUGUAUGGGAGCUUUGGUAUAGUCUGGUACAUGUUUUGGCUUUUGGUUUCAUAUGAGAGUCCUGCAAAGCAUCCUACGAUCACAGAUGAAGAAAGGAGAUACAUAGAAGAAAGCAUUGGAGAGAGUGCCAACCUCCUAGGUGCAAUGGAAAAAUACAAAACUCCAUGGAGAAAAUUUUUUACAUCUAUGCCAGUCUAUGCAAUAAUAGUUGCAAACUUCUGUAGAAGCUGGACUUUUUAUUUGCUGCUCAUUAGUCAGCCUGCUUACUUUGAGGAAGUGUUUGGAUUUGAAAUAAGCAAGGUGGGUAUCUUAUCUGCUGUGCCACAUUUAGUGAUGACAAUUAUUGUUCCUAUUGGGGGACAAAUUGCAGACUUUUUAAGAACCAGGCAGAUUCUUUCAACCACUAAUGUGAGAAAGAUAAUGAACUGUGGAGGUUUUGGUAUGGAAGCAACUCUUCUUCUCGUGGUGGGGUAUUCACACAGCAAAGGAGUGGCUAUUUCAUUCUUAGUUCUUGCUGUAGGCUUUAGUGGAUUUGCCAUAUCUGGAUUCAAUGUCAACCAUUUAGACAUUGCCCCAAGGUAUGCCAGCAUCUUAAUGGGGAUUUCUAAUGGAGUCGGGACCUUGUCUGGAAUGGUUUGCCCUAUAAUUGUUGGAGCAAUGACAAAGAACAAGACACGUGAAGAAUGGCAGUAUGUCUUCCUCAUCGCUGCUUUAGUUCAUUAUGGAGGUGUAAUCUUCUAUGGCAUAUUUGCUUCAGGAGAGAAACAACCCUGGGCAGACCCUGAACAGACAAGUGAGGAGAAAUGUGGCUUUAUUCAUGAAGAUGAACUUGCUGAAGAGACAGGGGACAUUACCCAGAAUUAUGUAAAUUAUGGUACCACCAAGUCUUAUGGUGCUACAACCCAAGUCAACGGUGGCUGGCCUAAUGGUUGGGAGAAGAAGGAGGAAUUUGUACAAGAGGAAGUACAAGACUCAUACAACUACAAGGAAGGAGAUUAUUCAUAACAAACCUAAAUAUUUGGUAUAUUUUGUAGUGUUUGUGAUUAAAUUCAUUGUGAUUGUUUGCACACGGAAAUAAAAUGUGGUAUAAACAUGUAAACACAUAUCAAACAGGAAGGUCUUACUGUAAAAAAAGUACAUCAAAGUGCAAUCUGUAUGAGUUGUGACAUGUUAUCACUUUCAUUAGGUUAUAUUUGUUCUAUAAACAUUAGAGUUUUAAGGGUUUACUGGUCAAAACUAUAGAGGCAAUUAGAUACUUACAGUAUACAAGAGCUAAAACUCAUAACUAAAGAUUAAAGCACAACUAAGCAACCAAGUUGGCACAUCUAAUGCUCUUUUAGCAAGCCAAAAUUACUUGACCAUUAAAAAUGCACUUAUAUAUUUGUUACACUGUAUUGAAAGAGAUUGUGUUAAAGACACACAUUUACUCAGUGCAAUGUAGGAAUUGUGUGUUUAGCCUAGGACAAGAGCUUUCUCAAAGAAGAAAGGUUGAGUCCUGGGCAUUUACAAGGAUUGAUCCAGUUCCCUUCAUGGUAAUUGUAUCAAGCCUAAAGAACAAAUAGGGCAUAUUGUAUGUUUAUCGUGAUUACAUGCUGCAGGCUACUCCGUGAUGAAUAAAGGAAUUAUUUAGGAGUUUUAUACUGAAUGUUUGGGCACAAAUUCUUAUUUCUGUUGUUUACAGAACCUUGUGAAAUUAUAGAUAUUGUCAUGUUCUUCCCUGCAUUUAUCAACUAAUAUAAAAACAAUAUAUAAUAUUAAGCCUGACUUUUCAGGCAGACUGUCAAAUCCCUCUAUCAGAAAACAAGCUUUAUGAUUCUGUUCUUUGCAGUAUAUUCCAAAUUUGUACUGAUGUCUUUAGAGAGAGAAAAAAAUCAAUAUAACAUAGAAAAAAAUAUAGUCUUUUACAAAAUUCCAAAGAGAAAUUUACUAAGAGCAAGUAGCCCUAUGGAUGCAUUUGUUUUGCAGAAUAUUUUGAAGCCAAUAGAAGAAACAGAGAAUAAUUUAACCCUUAUCCUUCCCUUAAUAGCUUUCAUAUUUUUACACAUCGUGCCACAGUUGUAUACAUAGAUAUAAGUUUAUUGAAGAUACUGUAAUUAUAGAAAAUGUUGUUAUUUUAGAAAUCCCUGAAAUAAAAGAUGUAUUUGUCUUUCGAUUAAACCUAAUAAUAAUGGACACUGAAUAUGAGUAACCUAUAAACUCACAAUAAACCAAAGUGGUAAAUAACUAGUGUUGGGUUGAAAGAAGCCAACAAGCAUCAUGCUUGUCUUUUUAUCAUAACUCAACAGUGACUGCAACAUUAGUGUACCAAGCAAUAAGUGCAAUGCAUUAUGAAGUGCAUAAUCUUCUAGACUAUAUAUUAACCUUCAUUUAGCUUGUUGUAUAUAUUUGGGGUUGUUGGGAUUGAACCAAACUGAACCAACUGAAGUUAGCAACACCAGACCACUUCUUAAUACUCUAAAAUGACAACAACGAUCCAUUUCUUAAUUCAAUCAAAUGAUUAUUAUUGUAUGUAAUAAUCCAUUCUGGAUUCUUGGUCUGUUCAUUGUAUUGUGCUAGUGAUUGGAAACCCUGCUACCGCAAUAUACAACUUGAGGAUUGUUUCUUCUCCUUUUUUUUUUUUUUUAAA
Molecule: messenger RNA, 3522 nt
Organism: Pseudopipra pipra
Lineage: Eukaryota; Metazoa; Chordata; Aves; Passeriformes; Pipridae
Gene: SLC17A6
Product: solute carrier family 17 member 6
Exons: 12
Coding region: 174-1901 (575 amino acids)
Biological process (GO): synaptic transmission, glutamatergic; regulation of synapse structure or activity; monoatomic anion transport
Cellular component (GO): synaptic vesicle membrane; excitatory synapse
Molecular function (GO): L-glutamate transmembrane transporter activity; neurotransmitter transmembrane transporter activity
Source: RefSeq, a predicted model, not a curated record